AUUGUAGGUUUGCAUGAAGCAGUAUUUUAAUAUCAAAACGUGUUGCAAACUUUAGUUGUCCUCUUUCUUUGACUAUAUUAUGAAUUUACACAACAAAUAAAUCAAGCUCAGUAAAAUCCAAAAUGGCGCUUGGGAACGAGGUCGUCGCUAAAAAUGACCCUGAGGAAGAGUCCAAGUCAGUAGAUGAUCAGAUAGCUGAAAUACUUGCACAGAGAACUGAAACGGCUGAAACAGAAGUAGAAAAUACAGCCACGCAAGAAGACACUCCUGCAGAAAAUGAAAAUACACCCACUGAAGUAGAAGACACACCUACAGAAGAUGAGCCUUCAUCCAUAGACGAAGAAAACACUAAUAUAAAUGCUGCUAAAGAACCAGAGGCUGAAGCAGAAGAGGAGGAAGAGGAAGAUUUGAUCCCUCCUGCAGAAGAAGAAGAGGAAGAGGAGGACUUGAUUGAUCCAGUAGAGGAAGUACGUGAGAAAUGUGAGGCAAAAGAGGCGUGUCAAAAAUACCUUGAGAAGCUAGAAGACUGUAACAAUCGUGUCGGCAGCAAAUCAAAUACUGCGGAGACGUGUCACGAGGAAAUGAUGGACUGGGUUCAUGCUGUAGAUCAUUGUGUAUCACAUUCGUUGUUCAGCAAGAUUAAAUAACCAAGAGGACCAUAGGACAGUAUUUAUAUAAAUUUUGUGACAUUCAGUGAGAAUAAGGACUGUAACUACGUUGUUCAGUGACAAAAAGGUCAUUAUCUUACCAUAACUUGUACUGUAAAAUUUGAUUAUUGGAUUUAAUUAAGUUUCAGCAUAGAACAUUUUCUUCAGAAUUUCAUUUUGUGAUUGGAUGUUUUAUAAAAAGCUUAAGAUCAACAUUGGGAAACAAAAGGGCUGUACAUCACAUUUGGAAUGGUACUGUGAAACUGCUUUUACCUCAACUUUGCAGAAAGAAUGAGACACUUGUAAACAAGAACAACUACUAGUUAAUACAAGUGUUGCAUUUAGUUAGGGAAAUUAAAUGGAAUUAUUUGUUUCAGAUAGGUUAUAAAUGUUAAAUGAAUUUUAGAUAAAAAUGG
Molecule: messenger RNA, 1063 nt
Organism: Mercenaria mercenaria
Lineage: Eukaryota; Metazoa; Mollusca; Bivalvia; Venerida; Veneridae
Product: cytochrome b-c1 complex subunit 6, mitochondrial-like
Exons: 5
Coding region: 123-647 (174 amino acids)
Biological process (GO): mitochondrial electron transport, ubiquinol to cytochrome c
Source: RefSeq, a predicted model, not a curated record